AUGAGUGAUAUAUCAACUUCGGACUACAGUACCGAGUACUCUGGCUCCGAUGACACUCAAUCUGAUGAAGAUAAUACCCCCCAACUACCAAGCCCUCAAGAUCGAUAUAAUGAGCCAGAAACUUUGCGAUACCUUUUUCACCAGGGCUACCGAGGCCCCCAAGUACUUCUCAUCCUCCAAGAGAGAUAUGGGAUCCAUAUGUCACUCAGCACGCUAAACCGGAAGCGAAAGUUGUGGGGUUUCCAAAAGCGUGACCUACCUCAAGGCCCUUCCCCAAUCAUUCAGGCAUCCCUAAGAUCCUCCCAUUCAAAGGGACUCAACUUGUAUGAGAUUCAAGCACGCCUAUUGAAAGAAACUCACAUUAAUGUACACAUCCGAACAAUCCAAAGAUAUCUACAAUACCUAAAAUUAAAAUUACAAUCUAAUGACCUUCAAGAUGGAAAAGUAUCACUUGAGAAAGUUGUUGAGUGCAUCAACCAUGCACGCACCGAGCUCCUCCAAACAUCCGCUGGCUACCGAAGCUUGCAUCGUUAUUUGAAAAGGUUCUAUUCUAUCAGCAUACCUCGAAACACUGUUUAUGACAUACUCAAGCAGAUUGAUCCAGAAGGGCUGGCUCAGCGUCUUCGAAAAACAUGCAAAAGACGCAUUUUCCGCACACAUGGCCCAAAUCAUGUAUGGGCAUGUGAUGGGCACGACAAAUUAAAAAAAUAUGGUAUUUGUAUCUAUGGCAUUAUUGAUGCUUGGUCCCGAAAAAUCCUAGGAAUGUUUGUUCAUGUGACAAACAAUGAUCCUAAACACAUUGGUGUUUACUUCCUCCGUACUGCAGCAACUGCUGGUGGCAUUCCUCUCAAGGUCACAACAGAUUUUGGCUCGGAGACAAUUGAUAUGGCCGCAUACCAAAUGUACAUAUCACAUCAACACGCUGGAAUCAGCCCUGAAGAUGCUGCCAAAAGAAUGCAUUUCACUAAAUCAACUCAAAAUCAAAAAAUUGAAGCUCUCUGGUCACAAAUGAUGAAACAGCAUAAUCAAGCCGUGAUAAAUGUCAUAGAGGAGCAAGUUGAAAGUGGGCGAUAUGAUCCAGAUGAUGAGUUUUCCAAACCAGUGUGGAUCGAUGGGUUUUGCAUCAAAACAAUUCACGAAAGCGCUGAGACCAUCGAAUUUCACUUCCUACUGCCUGAAUAUCCAGAUCAAGAAAGCAUGUUUACCCAAACACCACCUUGGUUCCAUGAUGUAGCCACUGGGGUCAUGGAGGCUCUUGGACUCAGGUUUGAUCAUAUUUCAAUUGGAUCAGUCUGGAUAGCCUAUGAACUCAUGCUCCCAUACAUCAAGAACACAUUCCCUGACAAUCUUGCACUCCCAAGUUACAACUGGCCCCCCUCACCAGACUUAGGAUCAGAAGAUGAUUUUGAUUCAUCCGAAAGUCUUGAAUUUAUCAAUUUAGAUGAAGAAUAG
Puccinia graminis f. sp. tritici CRL 75-36-700-3 is the source of this 1452-nucleotide messenger RNA. RefSeq lists its product as uncharacterized. The record is from RefSeq and is a predicted model, not a curated record. The transcript has 4 exons. Bases 1 to 1452 code for a protein of 483 amino acids. Lineage: Eukaryota; Fungi; Basidiomycota; Pucciniomycetes; Pucciniales; Pucciniaceae.